AAGUAUGUGGUUGCUGAGUAUAAUAAAGGCAACAAUAAAGAACCUUUACCACCUAAAGUUUAUGGUCAGCCAAAAAAAAAGUUGGAUAGUGAUCUUGUUGGACUUUUGUGCAGUCUUAUUCUGGCUGCAAAUACCUCUAAUGCCCCAUUAUUCACAUCA
Messenger RNA from Cetraspora pellucida, 159 nucleotides. The record is from the annotation of a GenBank genome assembly. Lineage: Eukaryota; Fungi; Glomeromycota; Glomeromycetes; Diversisporales; Gigasporaceae.